CGCCCCGCCCCUUUCCCCUAGAGCCCGGAGCUGCGUCCUGGGGCCGCAGACCCGGCGCGCUGCGAACCAUUUGCCUCUUGUUGCGUCUCCUGAUCCUUGCAUCUGUCCAGCUUUCUUCCUCCGGGGUGAAGAUGUUCGUUCCCUGCGGCACGUCAGAGCCCGAUUUUACUGGCUUCACCCUGCUGAUGCCAGCAGUAUCUGUGGGGAAUGUUGGUCAGCUUGCAAUAGAUCUGAUUAUCUCUACGCUGAAUAUGUGUAAGGUUGGUUACUUUUACACUGAUUGCCUUGUUCCAAUGGUUGGAAACAAUCCCUAUGCAACUGCAGAAGAAAACUCAACAGAACUCAGUAUAAAUGCUGAAGUAUAUUCAGCGCCUUCAAUGAAUCUGAUGGCUCUCCAACUAAGAUCAAUUUUUAUUAAGUAUAAAUCAAAGCCGUUCUGUGAAAAGCUCAUUUCCUGGGUGAAAAGGAGUAAAUGUGCCAGAGUUAUUGUUCUUUCAAGCAGUCAUUCAUAUCACUGUGAUGAUCAGCAGCUUCGUAGCAUUCCAUUCCGAUACUUACUUACACCUGAAAUGGAAAAAAGUGUUGGCGAAGCAUUACAGAAGCUUCAUUGGAAGGAAAUGGAAAAAAGUAAAUCAUUUCCUGAAAUAAGAGAUUCUGAGUUGUGUGUCCGUAUUCCUGGAGGUGGUAUCACAAAAUCUUUGUACACUGAGAGUUGUUCCAAAGGGAUACAGAUGGCAGUUGUCUUGAAAUUUGUUUCAGAAGGAGAUAAUAUUCCAGAUGCCUUUGACCUUGUUAGAUAUCUUAAUGAUUGGCUUCAGAUAAUUAAACCUCAGGAGUGCAGUGACUCCACAACAUCUGUUUCCCAGUGGAAAAUGCCAAGUUCUUGGAGAUUGCUCUUUGGCAGUGGCCUCCCUCCUGCGCUUUUUUGAUUACUUGUGGCUCAUACAAUCUGACAGUACUAUUAUGUAUGUCCCCAAGGUGUUGGGGCCAUACCUGUGAGGAGCUCCUGGUGCAGAUUGGCCGUUUCUCUGGGACUUUUAGUCUUAGAAAGUCACAUGGAACACUGAGAUGAAGUUGCUUCUAUAGCCAAUAAGAGGUGGACAUGGAACCUAGGCCUUCUUGACUCCAAGGCGAGCCUUCUAUCCAGGAUAGCUGUUGUGUCCUGAAAUUACCAAAUACAACUAUCCAAUAAUUUAUAAAAGGAUUUGUAUUAUGUCAAUAUGACAGAAAAUCUCAAAGAAAUAGAAUAAUAGUCAUCCAGCCUUUCAUCAUAUAUAACAAAUAUAAAUUUUGUAGAAUAAACUUUUUCUUAAGAAA
Messenger RNA from Trichosurus vulpecula (common brushtail), 1317 nucleotides. It is a transcript of the gene PSMG2, whose product is annotated as proteasome assembly chaperone 2. Lineage: Eukaryota; Metazoa; Chordata; Mammalia; Diprotodontia; Phalangeridae. Gene Ontology annotation, biological process: proteasome assembly. Gene Ontology annotation, cellular component: cytosol; nucleus. The record is from RefSeq and is a predicted model, not a curated record. The transcript is spliced from 7 exons. The coding region runs from base 132 to 929 and encodes 265 amino acids.